AUGGCCACCACUCUCACCAACGGCCAUGCUUCAAAAUCCGCAGAUGCGGCCGAACUCCGUCGACUCAACCACAACCAGGCCGAUGUCGUGAUUAUAGGCGGCGGAAUUCUGGGCUGCGCCCUCGCAGUCGCAUUGGGACGUCAGGGGCGGAGUGUGAUAAUGCUGGAAGCCUCGCUCAAGGAGCCCGAUCGCAUCGUGGGUGAGCUGCUGCAGCCCGGGGGUGUCCAGGCUCUGGAGCAGCUGGGUCUGCAAGAAUGUCUGGAGGGCAUCGAUGCGAUCCCCGCGCAGGGCUACUAUGUCUCGUACUUUGGAGACGUCGUGUCGAUCCAGUACCCGAAACCCUCACCUACGGCGCCGGCGCCGGAGGGCCGCUGCUUCCAUCAUGGCCGCUUCGUGAUGAAGCUGCGCGAGGCUGUGCUGGCGUGUCCCAACGUCAGCGUCGUGGAGACCAAGGCGACGGACCUGGUCACUUGCUCGCACACCCAGCAGGUCCUUGGUGUCGAGUGCGAGGCCAAGGACGGCACCAAGGCGUGCUACUUCGCCCAUCUUACUGUCGUCGCUGAUGGCUACGCCUCCAAGUUCCGCAAGCAACAUCACCCGCACACCCCCAAGGUGCGCUCGCGAUUCUGGGCCCUCGAGCUCAUCGAUACCAAGCUACCUAAACCGUACUACGGCCACGUCCUGCUCAGCGACAACGCCCCCAUCCUCCUGUACCAGAUCGGCACCCACGAAACGCGCAUCCUCGUCGACAUCCCCGAGAACCUGCCCUCGGCCUCCGUCAAGAACGGCGGCGUCAAGAACCACCUGCGCACCGUCGUCCUCCCCUCCCUCCCCGAAUCCGUCCAGCCGGCCUUCCUUGCCGCCCUCGAACAGGGCCAGCUCCGCUCCAUGCCCAACUCCUUCCUCCCCGCUUCCACAAACAAGACCCCCGGCCUGGUCAUCCUCGGUGACGCCCUCAACAUGCGCCACCCCCUGACCGGCGGCGGCAUGACCGUCGCCUUCAGCGACGUGGUCACGCUGCGCGAUCUCCUGAGCCCCGCCAAAGUCCCCAACCUGGGCGACACUAAACGCGUCCUGAACCAACUUGCCGCCUUCCACUGGCAGCGCAAGAAGUCCGCCUCUGUCAUCAACAUCCUUGCCCAGGCCCUCUACUCCCUCUUUGCCGCGAACGAUCAAUACCUCCGCGCCCUCCAACGCGGCUGCUUCCGCUACUUCCAAAUAGGCCUCACUGACGGCCCCGUCGGCCUCCUCGGCGGCCUCGUCAAGAAACCCUCCGUCCUAUUCAUCCACUUCUUCUCCGUCGCCCUCCUCUCCCUCUGGGUCCUCAUCCGCGAGUAUCCGCCCUACCUCUUCCCCAUCGCCCUCUUCAAAUGCAUCAUGACCUUCUGGACCGCCUGCGUCGUCAUCUUCCCCUACAUGCUUAUCGAAGCGUUCUGUUAA
Aspergillus clavatus NRRL 1 is the source of this 1440-nucleotide messenger RNA. It is a transcript of the gene erg1, whose product is annotated as squalene monooxygenase erg1. The record is from RefSeq and is a predicted model, not a curated record. The coding region runs from base 1 to 1440 and encodes 479 amino acids. Gene Ontology annotation, cellular component: membrane; endoplasmic reticulum. The transcript is spliced from 2 exons. Gene Ontology annotation, biological process: ergosterol biosynthetic process. Lineage: Eukaryota; Fungi; Ascomycota; Eurotiomycetes; Eurotiales; Aspergillaceae. Gene Ontology annotation, molecular function: squalene monooxygenase activity; flavin adenine dinucleotide binding.